AUGGACGAAAUUAUUACUAGAUUAAAAAACAAAGAUAAAACCAUCCAACAAAAGGCCGCUCAUGAUCUCCGAGCCCUAGUCGAAGGGCAACCUAACCUUCUAAAUGAAGCAAAUAAACGGAUAUUUGAAAUGAUGCAGGGAGAUACACCUGAUUCUCAUAAGAUCGGUGGUAUUCUCGCAAUUGAUUCAUUAAUCAAUAACAAUAUCGAGACGACAACACUGUCUCGGUUCACUAAUUAUCUGAAAAUGGUUCUUCCAAGCGGAGAUCCAGAAAUCAUGAAGUUAGCGUCAAGGGCUCUUGGAAAGUUGGCAGCACCGAGUGGUGCAGUGACCGCUAUAUUUGUACAACGGGAGGUUAAUACUGCAUUAGAAUACUUACAGGGAGAUCGCCAUGAGCAAAGGCGAUAUUCAGCCGCUCUCGUCCUUCGUGAAUUAGCACAAAACGCUCCAACACUCGUAUACACGCACGUACCGGUAAUCCUGGAUUCGAUAUGGGUUGGUUUGCGUGAUCAAAAACAGAUCAUAAGAGAAGCGUCGGCGGGAACUUUGAGUGCAUGCUUGAAAAUCGUGUAUGAACGUGAAAGUGCCCAAAGAAUUCAAUGGUAUACAAAAAUUUACGAAGAAUCCGCAAAGGGAUUAAAGCAAAGUAACGCAGAUCAAAUACAUGGAUCUCUUUUAGUUUACCGUGAAUUGUUGAAUCAUGCACGAGCUUUUAUGCACGAGCGAUAUAAAACCGUGUGUGAGACCAUUUUACGCUAUAAGGAUCAUCGAGAUGGUCUUAUCCGGCGGACCGUUAUUUCCUUAAUACCAGUCCUAGCCGAAUUUGAUGACAAAGAGUUUGUCGCCACUAACGUUCACAAGUGCAUGGUCUAUCUUUUAGCACAACUUAAAAGAGAUCGAGACAGAUCCAACGCUUUUAUCGCUAUUGGUCAAGUUUCUUGCGCUGUCGGUAGUAAUAUGGGCCCAUACCUUGAUUCUAUAUUAAAUAAUAUAAAGGAGGGGUUGUCUACCAAGGCUCGUAAUCGUGGUGGAAAUGAAGCUCCAUUGUUCCAGUGUAUUGGAAUGUUGGCUCGCGCAGUAGGCCAAGCGCUUACAAAACACAUGCACGAACUAUUGGAUUUAAUGUUUGCGUGUGGGUUAAGUGAAUCCUUACGUCAAGCUUUGAUGGAGUUGGCUGAAUAUAUACCACCUCUACUUGCAAACAUUCAAGAACGUCUUUUAAACAUGUUAUCAUUUACGUUGAGUGGGCAACCAUUUAGACCACCUGGUUCUCCUGCACCUGAAGGAAAUGAUCUCAGACGUCAUCUUGGAAACCAAAUUUCCGAGCUGAAAGAUGUUGAUACAAUAAUACUUGCAUUGAAAACUUUAGGAAGCUUUAAUUUCGAAGGUCAUAUCUUGAACGAAUUUGUUCGAGAUUGUGUAGUACGCUACCUGGAAACAGAAAACAAUGAAGUCCGUCAGGCAGCUGCUUUAACUUGUUGUCAGUUGUUCGCUAACGACCCUAUAUUGGAUCAAACAAGUAAUCAUGCGAUUCAAGUGGUUAACGAAGUAUUAGAAAAACUUUUGACAGUGGGUGUUGCUGACACUGAUCCAGUAAUACGAGAGACAGUUCUAUCAAAUCUUACUGAAAGAUUUGAUCGACAUUUAGCGCAAGCAGAGAAUAUUAGAUCAUUAUUUAUUGCUCUCAAUGAUGAAGUAUUUACUAUUCGUGAGAUUACUAUUACGAUUAUCGGCCGUUUGGCAUCACAUAAUCCCGCAUACGUGAUGCCUUCACUACGAAAAACAUUAAUUCAACUUUUGACAGAGCUUGAGUAUUCGAGCGUUAGUCGUAAUAAAGAAGAAAGUGCAAAAUUAUUGAGUUUAUUGGUUUCAGCAUCACAAAGAUUGAUAAAACCGUAUGUAGAAUCCAUUCAUAAGGCCUUGUUGCCUAAAUCUCGUGAUCCGAGUCCUGCGGUGGCAUCAAGUGUUUUAGCUGCACUGGGUGAAUUAGCACGGGUAGGCGGUGAAGACCUAAUUCCAUAUUUAGAUGAAUUGAUGCCGCUUAUUAUUGAUGCCCUUCAAGAUCAAAGUUCGACGGUCAAGCGAGAUGCGGCUCUCAAGACUUUGGGUCAGCUCACAAGCAAUACUGGUUUCGUCAUAGAACCAUAUCAAAAGUAUCCAAAAUUGCUGACUAUUCUUAUUAACAUAUUAAAAACGGAGCAAUCGCUUUCCAUACGCCGAGAAACCGUCAAGCUUGUUGGAAUUCUUGGAGCCUUGGACCCUUAUCGACACAAGAUAACCAUUGGAUCAACAGAUGAUUCAUUGACUGAUCCUAAAUCGAACAACACUGACAUUUCUCUACUAAUGAUGGGAAUGGGUCCUUCAUCAGAAGAUUAUUAUCCUACCGUUGUAAUAAAUGCGUUGAUGAAAAUAUUACGUGACCCUUCACUGAGCGCUCACCAUACUGCCGUCAUUCAGGCGGUCAUGUAUAUAUUCAAAACCCUUAACCUUAAAUGCGUACCAUUCUUGCCACAGAUUACCCCUGCAUUCUUAGGUGUAAUGCGAACGUGCCCUGGUGGAAUGUUGGAGUUUUACUUCCAACAACUCGGUAUCCUUGUCUCAAUCGUGCAUCAGCACAUCAGAAAUUAUCUUUCAGAUAUUUUCGAAUUAGUAAGGAAUUUUUGGAACCCGAGCUCUACAAUUCAGAUAACGAUUAUCCAUCUUGUCGAGGAAAUUGCUAAGGCCCUUGAUGGAGAAUUUAAAAAUCAUCUUCCAACACUCCUACCAACGAUGCUACAAAUUUUUGAUGAGGAUAUUAGUGACAAACGUCAACCUACUCAAAGAGUAUUGCACGCUCUUGUUGUAUUCGGCACGAACAUCGAAGAGUAUAUGCAUCUUGUUAUUCCCGUUAUUGUAAAACUUUUCGAGAAGCAAGACGUGCCUCACCAGUUGCGCAAAUCUGCAAUUAUCACCAUUGGUCAAUUAUCCAAAAAAGUGAACUUUUCAGAUCACGCAUCAAGAAUAAUCCAUCCAUUAUCUCGUGUUUUGACCCAUCAAAGUAAUCAAGAUUUGAAAAACGCAGCUAUGGAUACACUUUGUUCUCUUGUGUUCCAGUUAGGGUCCGAUUAUGCGAUAUUCAUUCCAAUGAUAAAUAAGGUUUUACAAAAGCAACGUAUUCAACAUCCUAAUUAUGAUAUGUUGGUGUCCAAGCUUUUGAAGGGAGAACCUUUGCCACCAGAAUUGGGUACUGAGGAAAGAUAUGGUGAGUCACGAGUUGAAGAAACCCCGACUGCCGAAGCAAAUGCAAAAAAAUUACCAGUGAAUCAACAACAUUUAAAAAAUGCGUGGGAAUGUUCGCAAAGGUCAACAAAAGAUGACUGGCAUGAAUGGAUCCGUCGUUUAAGCGUUGAACUCUUGAAAGAAUCGCCGUCACAUGCUCUUCGGGCCUGCGCAAGUUUAGCGGGUGUAUAUCACCCUCUGGCAAGGGAAUUAUUCAAUGCAGGUUUUAUAUCGUGUUGGUCAGAAUUGUAUUAUCAAUAUAAGGAUGAACUAGUUAAUUCAUUAAUGUCUGCAUUGAGGGCCCCAAACAUUCCCCCUGAGAUAGUCUCGACGAUAUUGAAUCUCGCUGAAUUUAUGGAACACUAUGACAAGUCUCUUCCUAUAGAAAUUCGAACGCUUGGUAAUCAUGCGGAAAUUUGUCAUGCAUACGCCAAAGCUCUUCACUACAAGGAGCUGGAAUUUAUGACCGAAGCCACAACAGAAACGAUUGAGAAAUUGAUCCAAAUUAAUAAUCAACUUCAACUCCCCGAUGCGGCAAUUGGCAUACUGACGCACGCGCAACAAACUCCUGGGUUGCAUCUCCAAUUAAAAGAAAAUUGGUACGAAAAAUUAACCAGAUGGGAGGACGCCUUGGUUGCUUAUGAAAAGCGCCUCAAAAAUGAUCCAAAUGAUUUUGAAGCAACACUUGGUGUAAUGCGCUGUUUACAUUCAUUGGGUGACUUUGAUAAUCUAUCCGAUCUCGUUCAAGAAAAAUGGCAAGAUGCUUCAAUUGACCAGAGAAAGGCCAUGUCUACUUACGCAGCGGCAGGGGCGUGGUCAUUAGGUAAAUGGAACCUGAUGGAGGACUAUAUUCCGACAAUUAAACCAGAGUCUCCGGAUCGUUCAUUUUAUCAAGCUGUUCUGGCUCUUCACAAGAAUCAGUAUGCCGAGGCCAUACGUCACAUUGAUAAAACGCGGGAUCUUUUGGACACUGAAUUAACCGCUCUUGUAGGCGAAAGUUACAACAGAGCAUAUAGUGUUGUCGUUCGUGUCCAAAUGUUGGCCGAAUUGGAAGAGAUUAUUACGUAUAAACAAUUUGCAGACCAGCCUGAUAGACAGGCAACCAUAAAGAAGACAUGGAUGAAGAGCGUUGAAGUUUGGCAGCAGGUUCUCAAAGUUCGCGCUUUAGUUAUUUCCCCUAAAGAAAAUAUGGAAAUGUGGAUUAAGUUUGCAAAUUUAUGCAGAAAAAGUGAUCGUCUCGAUUUGGCUGAAAAGACAUUGAAGCAAUUAUUAGUAGGAGAUCAAAAAAUGGUUGUCCAUCCAUCGAUUUUAUCUCGAGCCGCACCUCAGGUGGUUUAUGCUCACCUGAAGUGGAUGUGGGCUAGCGGUACUCGGGAAGAGGCGCUAAGGCUUCUAAAGGAUUUUACGGCGGGAAUGUCAAACGAUCUUCGAAUAGGGAAUACUGGAUUACUUGCUCGUUGUUAUCUCAAAAAGGGCGAAUGGCAAAAGGUUCUUCAAGAAGACUGGGAUCCGGAAACAAUCCCUGAUAUUCUCAAUUCAUACAAUUUAGCAACAAAAUACGAUAAAGAAUGGUAUAAAGCAUGGCAUGCGUGGGCACUUGCAAAUUUCGAGGUGAUAUCUCAUUAUGAGAAAUUAAAUUCCAUGGAUAAUUCUCGAGAAGAGCAAAAUAUUACCUAUGUUUCUGAAGAAGAUGCAAAUAUCCACAAUGAAGUAUUGGCCUAUGUAGUUCCGUCCGUGCAAGGUUUCUUUAGAUCAAUAGCGCUUUCCAGAGGAAAUUGUCUACAAGACACACUUCGAUUGCUAACUUUAUGGUUCAAGUAUGGAAAUCACGAAGAGGUUAGCAGAACGAUUAAACAAGGAUUUGGAAGUGUUAAUAUUGACACGUGGCUCGAAGUAAUACCACAGUUAAUCGCUCGCAUACAUGCUCCCAACGCUAAAGUUCAUGAACUAAUACAUCAAUUGCUGGUCGACGUUGGUAAAGAACAUCCUCAAGCACUGAUCUAUCCGUUAACUGUUGCAUCCAAGUCUCAAAGUGUUAAUAGACAAAGAGCUGCCUCGGCUGUUAUGGAUAAGUUAAGAGCACACAGUGCUGUUCUUGUGGAUCAAGCUUUAUUGGUGAGCAAGGAACUCAUCCGCGUUGCUAUUUUAUGGCACGAGAUCUGGAUGGAAAACUUGGAAGAGGCUUCAAGGUUAUACUUUAUAGACCGAAACUUCGAUGCAAUGUUCCAGAUAUUGGAUGAGCUACAAGAACGUCUCGACGGUGGUGCCGAAACUUUGAGAGAGGUUUCAUUUGUACAAACUUACGGACGAGAACUUCAGGAAGCUGGGGGAUGGUGCAAAAAAUACAAGCAAACUGGUGACAUGACACUCCUUGCUCACGCAUGGCAGAUCUAUCAUGAACUGUUCAAGAAGAUAACUGCACAAGUAGGAACAAUAACUUCAUUAGAACUUCAAUAUGUGUCACCCAAAUUGCUAGCCGCUCGGGAUUUGGAACUAGCAGUACCAGGUACCUACAAGAGUGGUGAAAAAGUAACAAAGAUCACAAGCUUUGUAUCGACUGUCAGCAUAAUAUCUUCUAAACAACGCCCACGAAAGCUUAACUUGAUAGGCAGUGAUGGAAAAGAAUAUCAAUUCUUGCUUAAAGUUUUUGGCACUAAUGUAGGUCACGAGGAUUUACGUCAAGACGAACGUGUUAUGCAAUUAUUUGGAUUGGUCAAUACUCUGUUAUCCGUUGAUUCGGAAACAUUUAAGCGUCAUCUAAACAUUCAAAGAUACACAGUCACUCCUCUAACACCGAAUAUUGGGCUUCUUGGAUGGGUACCAAACUGUGACACUCUUCAUGCUCUUAUUCGUGACUAUCGUGAAAGUAAAAAGAUCCUGCUAAAUAUAGAACAUCGAUUGAUGUUACAAAUGGCACCUGAUUAUGAUCAAUUAACGAUUAUAGAAAAAGUUGAAGUAUUUGAAUAUGCCCUGGCCAAUACGACAGGUCAAGAUCUAUAUAAAGUUCUUUGGCUUAAGAGCAAGAGUUCAGAAGCUUGGCUGGACAGAAGAACCAAUUACACACGAUCAUUGGCACUGAUGUCGAUGGUAGGUUAUAUCCUUGGACUUGGUGAUAGGCACCCGUCGAACAUAAUGUUGGAUCGAUAUACAGGGAAAAUUGUGCACAUCGAUUUCGGAGAUUGUUUUGAGGUCGCAAUGACGCGUGAGAAAUAUCCCGAAAAAAUACCAUUCCGAUUAACUCGAAUGUUAAUUAACGCAAUGGAAGUUAGUGGCAUUGAAGGAAAUUUCCGUACCACUUGUAAUGCUGUCAUGAGCGUAUUACGCAAAAAUAAAGAAAGUCUAAUGGCAGUUUUAGAAGCGUUCGUACACGAUCCUUUGAUAAAUUGGAGGAUCAUGGCAAACCCGAGUCCUCGACAAGAUGGAGAGAAUAUUAAUGCUGGAGGUACAAGCAAUCGUCGUGCGCGCGAUAUUAUAAACCGCAUUUCAAAUAAGCUGACUGGUAAGGAUUUCAACCCCAACCAAGAACUCGAUGUUCCGUCUCAAGUAGAACGUCUAAUACAGCAAGCUAGAUCGGUUGAAAAUUUAUGCCAAUGUUAUAUUGGAUG
Molecule: messenger RNA, 6863 nt
Organism: Acaulospora morrowiae
Lineage: Eukaryota; Fungi; Glomeromycota; Glomeromycetes; Diversisporales; Acaulosporaceae
Source: the annotation of a GenBank genome assembly